AUGGAGACUGGCAUUUCGAAGACCCCCGCGCCAGGUGCGCCCGGGACUCCCUCAACCUCGAACAUUAACUCCGAGUCGAGGUCCCCAACUAACUCAAAAGGUGGAGCAGCGCAAGUUCGUGAACAAAAACACCGUGAUCAAGAUGCAAGACGUUCGAACCAGAAUGCUGCUGCUGGGAGAGAAACCAGACGUGGUCGAGGGGGUCAUCAGGGCAAGAAGAGAAAUAUGGGGAGGACGGAGUGGGCUAAGAACAAAGUAGACAAAAGGCAGCGGAACGAGGAUGAACAAGCCGCCAAACGACAACGGGUCGACCAAGGCAAGGACGAACUGCCCAUUUACGCUACAAAAUUCAGCGAUGAAGUGCUUGCAGCUGAGGAGAGGAGACCGAAAAAGAAGGUUGCCGUGCUUCUUGGCUAUGCUGGGACCGGUUACAAGGGCAUGCAGCUAACGCAUGAUCAGAAAACAAUUGAAGGAGACCUCUUCCAAGCCUUUGUGGCGGCAGGCGCAAUCUCCAAAGCCAAUGCUGAUGACCCAAAGAAAUCUUCUUUUGUGCGAUGCGCCCGCACUGACAAGGGCGUCCAUGCUGCCGGCAAUGUCAUAUCCCUGAAAUUGAUCAUUGAAGAUGAAGAUAUUGUGCAGAAGAUCAACGACAACUUGACUCCCCAGAUUCGGGUUUGGGGCUAUGAGCGGACGAACAACAGUUUCAGUGCCUAUCAGAUGGUCGACUCGCGGAUAUAUGAGUAUCUGAUCCCGACACACAGUUUUCUCCCGCCGCACCCUAGCAGCUUUCUUGGAAGGAACAGCGAGAAGUGGGCGGAGAAAAAGGACGAUCUGGAAUGGUACAGAAAGAGGCAAGAAGAAGUGUUGGGAUACUGGGAAAAGGUAGACGAGGAGAUGAUCAAACCGAUCCUGGCAGAAUAUGACCAAGAGAUCCGUGCUAUACUGGAGAAGGCGCUGUGGCCGAAAGCGCAAGUUCCGAAGAAUAGAGAGGACGGAGAUAUGCAACCGUCGAGUUCUACCGCUGUAGAAAAGGAAGUCGAACACCAGACUUCAGAACCAGGGCCUCCACAAGAGGUAGAAAUCAAAGAUGGAGAUUCACAGGACCAGGAUCUUGCAAAUAACAAUGGAAAACCCAUCUCCACGGGAGGAGACUCAACAGAGCAGCCCAAACCAUCCCGAUCCCGCGUCCUCGACGAAGCUAUGAAACGCAUCCGGCAAGCCUACAUUGCUGCCAAACGAGCCUAUCGCAUCCCCACUGAGCGUCUCGACCGGAUCCAAGAGGCUCUCAACCUAUUUGUGGGCACUCGCAACUACCACAACUACACCAUCGAGAAGACCUUCAAGGACCCCAGCGCAAAACGAGUAAUCAAAUCCUUCCUUGUCAACAGGAAACCGAUCAUUAUCAAUGGGACAGAGUGGUUGAGCAUGAAAGUUCACGGGCAGAGUUUCAUGAUGCAUCAGAUCCGCAAGAUGGUCGGCAUGGUCGCCCUCGUGGUGCGUUGCGGAUGUGACCCCAAACGAUUGAUUGACAGCAUGGGCCCUGAAAGACUCUCCAUCCCCAAAGCUCCUAGUUUGGGUCUCUUGCUCGAACGCCCGGUGUUUGAAUCGUACAACAAGCGCGCCAAAGACGCACUCGGCAAAGAAAUCAUCGACUUUGACAAAUACAAGGACGCGAUGGACAAGUUCAAGCAAGAGCAGAUCUACGAGCGCAUGUACCGGGACGAGGGGAAGGAGAAUGUCUUUGGUAACUUCUUCAACCACGUCGACAACUUCCCCACCGAGACGUUCCUGUUCGUCACGUCCGGCGGCAUCGAGGCGACCAAGACGAAGGCGCCGGUUGAGGGCGUUGGAGCGGUAGAGGAAGGGGGCAAGAAGAUUGAGAAUGCUCUGUUAUUGGACAACGACGUGGACAUUGGUGUUGUGGACGAGGAUAGCGAUGCAGACGACGCUGUCAGGGAUAACCACGGAGACGAAGGCUGA
Cladophialophora psammophila CBS 110553 is the source of this 1980-nucleotide messenger RNA. RefSeq names its product tRNA pseudouridine38-40 synthase. The record is from RefSeq and is a predicted model, not a curated record. Gene Ontology annotation, cellular component: nucleus. Gene Ontology annotation, molecular function: RNA binding; pseudouridine synthase activity. The coding region runs from base 1 to 1980 and encodes 659 amino acids. Lineage: Eukaryota; Fungi; Ascomycota; Eurotiomycetes; Chaetothyriales; Herpotrichiellaceae. The transcript has 3 exons. Gene Ontology annotation, biological process: tRNA pseudouridine synthesis; mRNA pseudouridine synthesis.